Perkinsus marinus ATCC 50983 is the source of this 1392-nucleotide messenger RNA. Its product is annotated as thioredoxin domain-containing protein 4 precursor, putative. Gene Ontology annotation, biological process: response to endoplasmic reticulum stress; protein folding. NCBI's taxonomy places the organism in Eukaryota, Perkinsozoa, Perkinsida, Perkinsidae. Gene Ontology annotation, molecular function: protein disulfide isomerase activity. The coding region runs from base 1 to 1392 and encodes 463 amino acids. The transcript has 15 exons. The record is from RefSeq and is a predicted model, not a curated record. Gene Ontology annotation, cellular component: endoplasmic reticulum.
AUGCACCUGGUUGCCCAUAUUGUCGAAUUCAAACCUUUUUUCGAUAAUGCUGUCGAGAAGCUUGCCAUGCAUGAUCCCCCAAUGAGGUUUGGUAUGAUCGAUGGUAUACAAUACCCUAAUGCUAUCUUGAAGCACCAGAUACCGUACUAUCCAACAGUGAAGUUGUUCAUCGAUAGUCAAGAGCAUCAACUACCUCUCACCGAGAUGCAUGUUGGUGAUCCUAAAUGCGCUGCAAAAGUCGUUAAUUGGGUUAAUCGUUUUAUUCAUAAGGAUCAUGUGAUGGAGUCCGUAGGAGACUUUGAGAAGUUUGCCGAGAAUAAUCCUCUCCUUGCUAUUGGCCUCUUUAAUGAUGAACGAGAUGGGGAAUUUUUCAAACACUGUACGCGACACUUUGAUGAUGUGUUCUUCGCUAUAGCAUAUGGUCAGGUAGCUGAGGACAUCGUGGAUCAUCUAUACAACAGACGUAAAAUAAGCAGUAGACCGGCUGGAUUCCCUGCCAUCAUCCUACUCUACCUCCAUGAUGAUCAUCAUGCCAUCUAUCAAGGGGAGUUGGAUUAUCGCAAGGUUGACAACUUCAUCCUAUCAAGGAGGGUCCCACUGAUCACCGAAUACACCUCAGAAGGGGCUGAGACAUUACUAUCUAGUGGUAUGCCAGUACUGUACCUCAUCCGAGAUAAGGAUACCCAGGCGGGUAAGGAAGCCGAGGUUAACCUUAGAGAGCUUGCUAAGGACUUUCUUGGAAGUUUACUUUUCUCGGUGUGUGAUAUAUCUGGUGGACACCAUAUAGAUAAUUUAUUGAAUGAGCUUGGUGUUGAUCCUGUUGUAUCUGAUAACUUCGAGGAUAUCGUAAUGAAUGAUGAGCAUGAUGUCCUGGUAAACUAUUUCGCACCAUGGUGUGGUCAUUGUCGUCAACUAAGCGGAAUAUACUCAUCUCUUGGGGAGAAGGUGAAGCAUCUAAGCUCAACGUUGAAGAUUGUGAAGGUUGAUGCAACACAGAAUGAGCUGCCUUUCAGAGUAGAUGUUUUCCCGACCAUUGCGCUCUACCCAGCGGGGAGGAAACAUGCGCCGGUAGCAUUCCAUGGUCCCCGGACGGUAGAUCGGUUCAUUGAGUUCCUUAAGGAGAAUGCUGUACACCAACUAACAGACAAACCACCUGUUUACGAUGCAUAUGGGAAUAUGCAAACCCGCAAGACUUGUUUCGAUAAGUGCAUCGCUAAGAACGGACGCUUCGUUGACCAGUUGGGUAAGAAUGAGCAGAUAUGCUUGGCUAAGUGUAUGGAUCGAAUGUUUGAGUCCUAUUCUAUCGUUACCAAGGCCUCUGCGGAGAUGGCACAGAAUUUGCAGAGUUCUCUAGACCAGGAGCAGCAAUCAAGCUCCUCAAGUUUCUUGUAG